Molecule: messenger RNA, 1730 nt
Organism: Adelges cooleyi (spruce gall adelgid)
Lineage: Eukaryota; Metazoa; Arthropoda; Insecta; Hemiptera; Adelgidae
Exons: 3
Coding region: 1-1044 (347 amino acids)
Biological process (GO): regulation of transcription by RNA polymerase II
Cellular component (GO): transcription regulator complex; nucleus
Molecular function (GO): DNA binding
Source: RefSeq, a predicted model, not a curated record
AUGCCGUCGCCAGCGAGCACGCCGAGCGCGCACCGUCCACGAGCAGGCCGACGACAACAGCAGCAUCAGCAGCGCGUGACGACCACACCGCCGGACACCACAACCAGCGGUACAGCCGACAACACGGCCACAGCCGCCAACACCUCAGCAGCCAACGCAGCCGCAUUGGCCGCAGCCAUGGCCAUCGCCAACGAAACCAACAUCGAUCUGAUCAUGAUCAACAAGAUCCGCCAGCAUCAGGAGUUGUACGACACGGACGAGAACCAGUACAAGUACAUCGACAAGAGGGACAAAGCGUGGAAGGAAGUGGCCGACGAACUCGGCAUGCCGGUCAAUGACGUGAAGCUUCGAUGGAAACGUUUGCGCGACAAUUUCCGAGUGUCCAUCAAACGGACCAUAGGACUGAAUCUCAAACCGGGUCUGCCGUUUGUCGAGAGCAAACCGUGGAAAUAUCAAAAAGAAAUGGAAUUUCUACUGCCCUUCAUGCAAAUCGGAGGGUGUUCGCUGAAGAAAAUGCUGAACCUGGAGAACCCUCGAGAAGACUACCACCAGGGAAACUACGACGAUUGCAGGACGGAAGGAUCGUCCAGCCCGUCGUACGACACGUCGUACGAGCACGACGAGAUGCCCGAACCGCGGGUCGAAGUCAAUGAGAUGCCGGGCGAUUAUUCCAACGACGAAGCCGGCGUGGACGACGAACUGCUCUACCCGGACGUGGAGAUCCUGAGCAACGGCCAACACGAGCCGCUGCACAGAGUGGCCAAACGGGUGAAACGGUCGGCCGAAGCAGCCGCAGCCGCCGAGGAAGCCGACUCGUCUGCCCAGCGCAUGCCCGACCAGCGCCACACGGACCGCUAUUGCCGUGUCCAGCAUCAGCGACAGAGCCGCGCCAAAAUACACCCGGUCGACCUGUUCUUCUACAGCAUGGCCGAGACGACCAAAGCCCUACCUCGAGCGUACCAGGCCGAAAUCAAACGCAGGGUACUGGAAAUCGUCAUCAAGGCCGAAGAGGAAAUGAACAAAAACGUUAAGAAGUACGAUUGACGGACAGCUAAUCGUUCUCAAUUUUGUAUCGAAAUCUUAUUGCCGUGUUCAAACGAUAAUGUUAGGUAUUUUAUUUAAUACAAACACAUAGAUAAGUUAGGUCUUUACUACUUGUUUCGCUAUGACGUCGUGAAUAAUUUAUUUCUUAAAAGAAAAAAAACUACACUAGGUGUUAUGUUAAAUCACUUAAGUUAUUCUAUUCGUUAUAUUUUUGACUCAUUAAGUUUAAAUGUUUAAGCGAGUACCAAUAGUCAGGAAAAAGAGAGGAUACUUUUACUAUUUUUUUGUUGUAAAAUAAAAACAUUCCGAAUUUGUUCGCCUUCGUGUACAGGCUUUGUGAUAAACGUCUUAAUACUUACGGUACCUAUGACUAAGAGUUUUGCAUUCCAUUGUGUGUAUAAUACAUACAAUUUAUAUAUUAGAUGUUGAGAGAACAAUUAGCGCAAAUACUUUAUAGACGUUUUGGCAAAACGUUAACGAUGGCUCUACAAAUUGCUCAAUCGAACGUAGAUUAUUAUUUUUUGUAUUUUGUUACUACAUUAUGACUAUUACUAUUAUUUUUCUCUAAUAUUAUAAUAUAAUAUACUUUAUUAUUAUUAUUAUUAUCACAAUAUUAUGUUAUUCACACUUUAUGUGUAUGACUACGAUAUGUAUAUUGAAUACUACUAUGAAACAAUAUAUUUUAC